AGGUACUGAGAUGAGUCGUAGAUCGAGAGCAGGAAGGCAUAGGCUGUAAGUAAAAAGUAGUUUCUUAUCUAGCUUUUUCCCCAUUGAUUCAGUGAACGCAUAAAUAAAAUGUCGACGUUGCCAGCGCGUUUGCAUGCUCUGCACAGAGCAGCAGGGGCGGAUCCGAAUUCACUGGGAGCAUUGCCUGAUAAAUUCCUGCGAUUACUACCAGAAUUGUCGCGUGACAUUCAGUGUAGAGAAGCAUUACAUGGACAUCAUGGACAUGCUACGCCUUCUUCUUCAGUUAAGUCCUCGUAAUAUUGUACAAACAAGAUGUCCGAUUUUAUAUAGUUUGAUUUUAUAGUUCCAUACGCAGCAGUUUAGCGCAUUAACCCGUUUUUUAAUUCCGCCACCCCCUCAUCGUCCUAGAGACAUUCAAUAUUGGAACGCAUAGGAUAAGCCGAAAAUGAGGCGCCAAUAGACGCCAAUAGAGUAAUAUGGUCUUGGGGUGAUCAAUAACCUGGUAUCUUUCACGUACCUUGUGUGUGUGUGUGUGUGGUUGUUGGAUGAUUGCUCCAUGGUAUUCACUGUAAUGAAACACUUUCCUACGGAGUUGAUAAUUGAACGCUUACGUUGAAUUUCAUUUCCAUCCGCACAGCUUUUUAGCUCGUUUUCUAAUUCCGCCACCCCCUCAUCGACACCAACGAGCAGCUGUCCCACAAGACUUGUUCUACAAUGUGGUGGCGCUUCAUCAUCAUCGAAGAUUCCAUUAUCGAAGAUGGUUCCUCCUAGACCAUCUGGUUUUGCAGUUUCUACAUAUGGAUGUAGUCUUUUCCAUCUGCUUAGGCAGACAAACAUCACGGCUCCCCUUUAAGCUACACACCUUCCAGGGGUUUGCUGAGGCUCUUGGUCAAAACACAAUAAACUCUUCAACAUCGACCUCAUGCCAGGCACAUCAAUCAAUCAAUCAAUCAAUCAAGGGGGAGCCUCGAUGGUGUGAGGGAUGGAAAAAAUGGACGUCCAUACUGCAUCAAGGUCUUCAAGCGGUGCCAAAUUCCCUUGGGAGAUCGAAUUUGCGCUGUGUCUCUCCGCAUUCGCCAAGUCAAGCAAAAGACCAAAGUAGGGCCAAAGAUUUUAAGUUAAACUUAUAGUUCUUUAUUUAAAUUUGAUUCAAAUAUGUACGUAGGGACUCGUUCUUCAAUCAUCUUCUCGUAUGCUGACGUAAGAUGGUAGAAGGGACAGGAAAGGCUACUUUCUCCAUUUGAAUGUGAACGUAGGGACUCGUUCAUCAGCAUUCUCUAUGACGUAAGAUCCUAAAAGAGAACAAUAAAGGUUCCAGUUUAGUUUUUGGAUAGAACAACUUAAACAAGAACACUAAGUUAGCCCCAGGAAUUUACAACUAAGUAGUUCUAGAUGUGUUUCUCACUUUCAUAGAAAACACGACUUUUGGCGCACGGUGCACGAGUUCAGUACGCAGCACGUGAAAAAGCUACCGACAAGACAGCUUUGCCUUCUGUGUCACGCGUUCGCCAGUGUGCAGGAAAGGUCAGGGGGUCACUUGUUCGAGGCAACGGGGAACACUUUCUUUUAACAAGGCUCAAUGCAAUUCUAAUUCAUUUCUACAAGUCAACAUCUCUUGCUGUCUCCUUCUCAGGAUAAUUGCAAGAAAUGUAAGUACGCAAGAAAUGAAUCGUUUUGAGCUGCAAUUCUUUGAGGCAGCUGCAGUGGAGCUUAAUUUCAGGUCGGACAUGAAUGACAUCGACUAUGCAACACUCCUGAAUUCGCUGACUCGAGUGCGACUUUCCAUCGCUCUGCGACAGAAUGUUACGGCUACUUUGAAGUAGAUUUUUCUUUGGAGUCUAAGCAAAAUGUCUGUUCAUUUUGUAGAUGAUGAAGAUCGGCGAUAUUAAUGAUCUCUCGUACCACAGCGUCAGCAUAUUAUUUUCCUCUGCUUCGCCGCAAAGAAAGCACCCACUUAACGUUAAUAUUUGCCUCUUCUAAAUAGCAUUCCGCCAUACAGGCUUUGGAGGCUUUAGUGAAAAAAAGAGCCCCACCUCGGACUGCGCGGCCGCUUUCCAAUGUUUGUCAUGCGAUCGCGAGGUUGGAGGUGCGGAAUCAAGGACGCAUCGUCGAUGAUGAUUACGUCAAUCAGAUCAUGCGUUUAGCUCCACAACUAAACUUAUGAAACUUAUGAAACGUACCCUCGUCUGACGACUGACCUCGCGUGAGCGGGCAUACUCAGUGAGGCACGACGAGCAGUGACACGGUCACGUCCGCUGGGUUCGGACUGCCGCGCAUCGCCACUUGAUUGAUUGAUUGAUUGAUUGAUUGAUUGAUUGAUUGACUGACCAUUUUUGAUGGCACGAGUUGGCACAGUUCGAGUUGUUAUUUUCAACACUGCAAGUUCUAGUUUGAGUUGUGUGCAUUACUAUUUCGAUAUGAAUUACCAGUCUGACAUAUCUUGAAUAUACGUGAGGCCAGCAACGUAUGAGGUCGUGUCAGUAGUAUUUCUAAGAAAACCGCAGGAGCAAGCGAACCUUUUGA
This is a messenger RNA of Amoebophrya sp. A25, 2523 nucleotides long. The record is from the annotation of a GenBank genome assembly. NCBI's taxonomy places the organism in Eukaryota, Dinophyceae, Syndiniales, Amoebophryaceae.